GCAACACUGGUUAUUGUCAUUAAUUUUUAUUUUAAAUUACAAAUGUAGAUGUAGUACUAUUAGUAUUAAGGUUAAAAAUUACAAAUUUGUUACUUUUAUAUGUAUUACUAAAUAAAAUAGUUUAUUUGGACAUACAAAAUAUAAAGUAAGACGAAGUGAUACUAAAAUAUUCUACUAUAGUUCUUAUGCCUAACGAAACACUAAUUUUAUUAUAACUGAAAGUGAACAAAAAAUAAUAAUUUACAAAAUAAAUGUUUAAUUUUGUUAAACAUAUUUAGAAAAAUAUGACACAAAACAACUACUAUCUACAGAAAUGGCUUCUAGAAACACCGAAAUAUACAGUAUUCAGAGUAAAUAAAUUAAUGGACUUUGACAUAGAGAAACUUAAAAAUCAUUUGGAGGAACAAAGAAUUGAAUUAAAGGCUUCCAAAAUUCCAAAAUAUUACUUCUUAAAACCAGAUUGUCUCAUAGUUGAACAAUGGCCUUUUAUAAUAAAUAUUGAAAAAACUAGAAAUGAAGUUUUAGUUGAUCCAUUAUGUGCAUCUGCUGUGUUACGUGGUGCCCAUGUAUAUGCACCUGGUGUUUUAGGUCUUCCUUCAAAUUGUGUUUUAAAUGAAAGAAUUGAUAUUUACGGUGCUAUGGAUGGUAAAUGUAGAAGAGGUCUUAAAGUAAAAUAUGAUGGAGACAAAAAGUAUGUUGGUACAGGCUAUUUAAAAAUGUUACGCUACAAUAUUUUUGAUAAAGGAAUUCAACCAAGUGGAAUAGCAGUUCAGACUUUACUACCUGCUUCAAUGUUACCCGUUAUAAAUGAAACUAUUUUCCCUAGAGGACAUGUUUUAUUACAAAAUCUACCAUCUAUUAUUGCUGGAUGGGUUGUAAAUGCCCAGCCCUAUGAGUAUAUUUUAGAUAUGUGUGCUGCACCUGGCAAUAAAACAACACACUUAGCUGAAAUGUCGUGUAAUAAGGCUGUUAUCAUAGCGAUUGAUAAAACUGUUCAAAAAACUAACAAAAUACAACAAUCUUGUAAUACACAAGGUGUUACGUGUGUGAAAGCAUACACAUUUGAUUCAACAAAAUGCUAUUCUAAUGAAGACAAUAUUAAGAAGGAAAAUAUGAUGGAUCCACCGUACAGUUCCAACAUGUUUAAUAAAAUCCUUCUAGACGCACCUUGCAGUGGACUCGGUCAGAGACCUCAAACAAAUAAUAAAAUUACACCAAAAAUGCUACAAUCAUACAAAUUCGUGCAGAGAAAAUUAUUUGAUGCGGCAGUUAAGAUCUUAAAAGUUAAUGGUAAAUUAGUAUACAGCACUUGUACAGUGACUGUGGAUGAAAAUGAAGGCAUGGUAGCUUGGGCGUUAGAAAAAUAUCCUUGUCUAAAACUUAUACCUGCAGAACCACUGUAUGGAGGACCUGGGUUACCAGAUGUUGGUUUGUCAGUUACAGAAAGAGCAAUGGUACAACGAUUUGGUCCAGGAGAUGAUCAUUUAAGACCAGUUGAUGAUUUAUACAAAAAUACUAUAGGCUUUUUUAUAGCAGCUUUUAUAAAAACAGGAGAUGUGACUAGUUAGCAAAUUUAUUUGUAAUUAAACAUAGCUUUAAUAUGUGA
This is a messenger RNA of Melitaea cinxia (Glanville fritillary), 1606 nucleotides long. Its product is annotated as tRNA (cytosine(72)-C(5))-methyltransferase NSUN6. The record is from RefSeq and is a predicted model, not a curated record. Bases 285 to 1568 code for a protein of 427 amino acids. Gene Ontology annotation, biological process: RNA methylation. Lineage: Eukaryota; Metazoa; Arthropoda; Insecta; Lepidoptera; Nymphalidae. The transcript is spliced from 7 exons. Gene Ontology annotation, molecular function: methyltransferase activity.